AUGUUUGUAAAAGAGUGGUUAAGAGUGAAGAGACCUAAAGGUGCUAAAAUCAAGGACAUGCUGAGUGAGCGGCAGCAACAAGCAUUAAGGAGUGUGUUGAAAGAUUGGGCCAAAAAGGACUUUGAGGUUUAUUAUUUUGUUAAAAGGUACCAAGGCAAGUGGUUUAAACAGUGUGAACUUGUUAAAACUGUGCAGUGUCCAGAGUUGAGCCCUAAUAUGGAUUACCUUGUAUUUUCUUUCUUACAGAUAUUGGUGCAGGUUAAAGAAAUUCUAUCCAAAUUACCUAGUCUAGUAGAAACCACACUUCAAGAUACACAGAAGUUCACGAUAUGUGGUGACAUUCAUGGCCAGUUUUAUGACUUACUAAAUAUAUUUGACCUUAAUGGACUUCCAUCGGAGACAAAUCCUUAUUUGUUUAAUGGAGAUUUCGUAGAUCGAGGCUCCUUCUCUGUCGAAGUUAUAUUAACACUUUUUGGAUACAAAAUUCUUUAUCCAGAUCAUUUUCACUUGCUAAGAGGCAAUCAUGAAACGGACAAUAUGAAUCAGAUGUAUGGGUUCGAGGGGGAAGUAAAAGCCAAAUAUUCUUCUCAGAUGUUCGAGCUUUUUAGUGAAGUGUUUCAGUGGUUGCCAUUGGCUCAGUGUAUCAAUGGGAAAGUCCUGGUAAUGCAUGGUGGUCUGUUCAGUGAAGAUGGGAUUACUUUGGACGAUAUCAAGAAGAUUGACAGAAACCGUCAACCUCCUGAUUCAGGACCAAUGUGUGACUUGCUGUGGUCUGAUCCUCAAAUACAGAAUGGUCGGUCAGUGAGUAAACGAGGAGUGAGCUGCCAGUUUGGACCAGAUGUAACCAAUAAAUUCCUGGAGCAAAACAGUCUAAAGUAUAUUAUUCGUAGCCAUGAGGUAAAGCCUGAUGGGUAUGAAGUUGCACAUGAUGGGAAAUGCAUCACAGUGUUCUCUGCUCCAAAUUAUUGUGACCAGAUGGGUAAUAAAGGUGCCUAUAUUCGUCUCAUAGUCUCAGAUCUGAAGCCAGAAUUUCAUGAGUUCACUGCAGUGCCACACCCGAAUGUGAAACCUAUGACGUAUGCAAACACUCUGCUGCAGCUUGGCAUGAUGUAGAAGCAAGGUCUGUUUAAGGCAGAAUAGGCAUCCUCUGCUUCUUUUGCAGUUAUCACAGUGUGAUCUUGCAGCAAGGAAUCUCCGUGGCAUUGAUGCGUAUGCUGAUGGAGAAUAAGAGCAGGAGUAUCGUCAGAGCUAUUUAACUGUGUGUGUUCCAAAUCGCAAGCUUUAAUGUAAACGUGUUGAACAUGAAAAUCAGCCAUUAAUUAAAUUCAGAGUAAUGGCUCACUGCACAACAAAAGUUUAUAUAUCUCCAAUCUUCCCUGUAAUUAUAUGUAACUAUGUAACAAAUAAAAAGAUAAGUAUCUUUUUGUAAAAUCAGUUUUCUGGGGACUGCUUUAAGCAAUAAGUGAUUCGUCUGCUAAACAGAUUGUAACAUAUGAGGGGCCUUGGAAUUAAGUAAAUUACAGCCCCACUAAAAAGGAAUUGGUAAAUUACAGCCCCACAGAAAAGUGAAGACUUUUUUCUGUUAAGCUGCUCUUGAGUAAAGUACUGCUAGGUGUUUUCUGAAGAAAACAUUUAGUGGGAAGUAAGGUCAGUAAAUAUUGAGAAAACAGGAGUAACUCCUAUGUCGACUCAUGGACUGGUAUAUUGUUUUGCUGCACAAAACGAGCAUUUUUAUGUGGAGGCCUGUUGUGUUUAGAUAUGAAUGCUAGUCUGUAAAAAGCAUCUGUUAUGCUACUGCCUUGUCAACCCUAUUGGGACUAGCAGGAAUUACUGUAGUAUAAUUGUUCAUAAUAUAAAACCCAACUUCAUGUC
Protopterus annectens (West African lungfish) is the source of this 1872-nucleotide messenger RNA. Its product is annotated as serine/threonine-protein phosphatase 5-like. The transcript is spliced from 11 exons. The coding region runs from base 1 to 1113 and encodes 370 amino acids. The record is from RefSeq and is a predicted model, not a curated record. Gene Ontology annotation, cellular component: nucleus; cytosol. NCBI's taxonomy places the organism in Eukaryota, Metazoa, Chordata, Ceratodontiformes, Protopteridae. Gene Ontology annotation, molecular function: protein serine/threonine phosphatase activity.